CUGUCGUCCGUCUGUGCUGCCGGACAGCGAGAACAGGAGCAACAAUAUAUAUAUAUAUACAUUUUACAUACCACUUUAUUUUACCACCACCACCAACAUAGUAUCAACAUAGUAGGAGGCUGGUGUCGCCUUGACCAUUAGCGCUUCUAACUACCCGUCCACCUGCUGCGGAGCAAAGGUCGGACACACUGACUGACUGCUGUUUAGGACAUUUGGAGAGAUACUUGUUGAUUGUUUGCGGUGAAAUAGUGGCACCUUGAUUCAGUGUUUUUGGAGUGAAACGAAAAAGCAACAACAAGUUUGGUUCACCUUUUAGUCAACAGUGUGCGUCCGUAGAAGAGAGAAAGAGAGCAGUGACUGAGCUUGUACAGCGUUGUGUAGCCUCCCUUCUUCUCUGGUGGAUGUCUUAGACCAUGAGUAUCCUGGGACCGCCGAUGAGGCAGGCCAAUGGGCUGGCCAGAUCUGACAGCAAGAUGAGUGCCAAGGCUCUAUACGAGCAACGGAAGAAAUACUCCAACUCCAAUGUUAUCAUGCAGGAGACGUCUCAGUACCAUGUGGAGCACCUGUCCACCUUCAUGAUGGACAAGACAGAGUCCAUCGCUACAGUGGACGAUGCCAUUAAGAAACUGGGCCUGCUGGACUCUAAAGACAAAAUCUGGACCCAGGAGAUGCUGCUUCAGGUCAGCGACAAGGCUGUACGUCUACUGGACGUUGAUACACAGGAAGAGUUGGAGAACUUCCCUCUGCCUACGAUCCACCACUGCCAGACAGUGUUGAAUCAGACCAGGUAUCCCUCUGUCCUACUGCUGGUGUGUCAAGACAACGAACAGCACCGACCUGACAUACACUUCUUCCACUGUGACGAGGUUGAGGCAGAGAUGGUCCAUGCAGACAUCGACAGUGCUCUGGGUGACAGCAAACAUGGGAAGAAGAUGCGACCACAGACCUUGAAGGUGAACCAGGAGAAGAUUAAGCGCCACAGAGAGUCCAUCCUCCCUCCCUCCUCGGCCCCCAAGGGCCCGGCCCCAGGAGGCAAGGGCCGUGUGGCUGCCAUGAACAUGCAGGAUGUGGAGAGGCGAGGUUCGGCCCAGCAGGACCCAGAGUCCCAUGACAAGCUGGUCCAGCGCGUUGAGAAGGACGUGCAAAUCCUGAACUGUGCCCUGGAUGACAUUGAGGUCUUUGUGGCUCGGCUGCAGAAGGCUGCGGAGGCGUUCUCUCAGCUCAACCAGCGCAACAAGAGUAAGAAGAUUAAGAAGAAAGGACCAGCAGAGGGAAUGCUGACCCUGAGAGCUAAGCCCCCCUCUGAGGCAGAGUUCAUUGAUAGCCUACAGAAACUUAAGCUGGCUUUCAACCUACUGGCCAAACUGAAGAAGCACAUCCAGAACCCCAGCGCUUCUGAACUUGUGCACUUCCUCUUCGGCCCCCUGGACCUGGUGCUCCGGUCCUGUGGCAGUCCAGAGCUUCCCCGCUCCGUGGUCUCCCCUCACUUAUCCAGAGAUGCAGUAGACUUCCUGAGAGGUCAUCUGUCGCCUAAAGAGAUGACUGUCUUUGAACUGCUGGGAGACGGGUGGACAAGACCUAGAGCGGACUGGCCGCGGGACAAGUGUGCUCCUACCUACCUCCCUAAGUUCAGGAACGGGUGGGAGCCCCCAGCUGAGCUGUUCAGGACCUCCCCGUGGGAGACAGAGGGAUCAGUGGAACCCCCCAUGUCCUUCAUGUCCUCCAUGUCCAACCCCCUGCCCCCCCACAAGUCAGACGAGUUUUUUGGAACACAGUCUUCAAGCUCAUCAAAUGGGUCCUACAACGGUCUGGCGUCCUCGUCCCGUAAAUAUGCUAAGAUCUGCUACCACUUUGUGGCCCGCAACGCCAGCGAACUGUCAGUACUGCAAGACGAGGUCCUAGAGGUGUUGGAGGACGACAGGCAGUGGUGGAAACUGAGGAACAGGAGCGGCCAGUCAGGAUACGUCCCCGCCAACGUACUGGACGUGGUGAAACUGGAGGAACCAUAUGGCAUGGCUGAUCCCCUCUAUAGCCAGGCUAGCCAGCCCUACAGCCCCACCUCUCCCUCCAGCUCUCUAGGAAGAGGGGAGAGCUUUGACAUGGGCCGCUCCAAAGACUCUCGGACACACCAGAUGGAUGAGGUGAAUGAUGAGUUGUUGAAGAGGAUCACUAGUAAUAAGUCUCAGCUUCCAGCCCGUAACUUCAGGGUGGAGCGUCCCUCAGGCAGUAGCUCCGCUCCCCUCACUUUCAGCUCCAGCCCACCACAGGUCACCGCCUGGCUCAACACCAAGGGAUUCACUAAACCGACGGUGGAGUGUCUGGGGAUCCUGACCGGUGCUCAGCUCUUCUCUCUGAACAAGGAGGAACUGAAGGCAGUGUGUGGAGACGAGGGCUCCAGGGUCUACAGCCAGACCACCGUGCAGAAAGCCCAGCUGGAGAAGAGCAAUGGAGAUUCAGAGCUCCAGGAGAUCAUGAGACGACGACAAGAGAAGAUCGAUGCCGGCAAGGACUGAUCUGGGCAUGCUCACUGAUUGUCAACCAAUCACAGCCCAGCGUGGCUGGUCACCAUAACAACCCUCUCCAGUACUAACCAACCAUAAGCCUUCCCCUCCCAAAGCGCCUACCCUUUCACAAACCAACGGCUUUUUAUCAGGCAAUUGACAUUUAAAUAUUGGCAUGUACUAUAAAUGUUGUUAUAUACAUUUUUUAAAUUGUAUAUUUAUUUUUAUUGUUUGUGUAUGUUUACUUUUUCCUCUGGAAAUGAACUGUUGCUUUGUCUGACACUAACCACGUUUCCAUCCAACCAUUUCAUGCGGAUGAAUUACCUGAGUCACGACCUGGCUGAUGGAAACAUUAAAUACUGGUACAAUUUUAUAAAUGCCAACAGACAAUUUGUUCAUUCGACAUGGUGGGAUCUUUUUUGUGUCGGUAAAAUUAAUUAUGCGAGAAAUGGCGGUGGAAAUGCCUUUAUGCGGAAAUGUUGAUAUAAUAACCAUAUCGAAGUCAACAUGUAGUCGAUGGUAUGUAGUGUGGUCCUCCCACUACAACUCGUGAAAGCAUGCCGUUUAUUAGGCUACAGAUGAAAUCGUUUACGAUGAACUUC
This is a messenger RNA of Coregonus clupeaformis (lake whitefish), 3103 nucleotides long. Its product is annotated as epidermal growth factor receptor kinase substrate 8-like protein 2. Gene Ontology annotation, molecular function: actin binding. The record is from RefSeq and is a predicted model, not a curated record. Gene Ontology annotation, biological process: positive regulation of ruffle assembly; Rho protein signal transduction; regulation of Rho protein signal transduction. The transcript has 21 exons. Bases 414 to 2513 code for a protein of 699 amino acids. NCBI's taxonomy places the organism in Eukaryota, Metazoa, Chordata, Actinopteri, Salmoniformes, Salmonidae. Gene Ontology annotation, cellular component: ruffle membrane; vesicle; plasma membrane.